Messenger RNA from Aphidius gifuensis, 549 nucleotides. RefSeq lists its product as uncharacterized. Bases 1 to 549 code for a protein of 182 amino acids. Lineage: Eukaryota; Metazoa; Arthropoda; Insecta; Hymenoptera; Braconidae. The record is from RefSeq and is a predicted model, not a curated record. The transcript is spliced from 6 exons.
AUGUCAAGCAGUCAAAGUCAAUCCAAUGCUGGACAUCCAGGUCAACCAGAACCUGCAGGAAAUUUUGAUCAAUCAUAUCCACCACCACCACUAGGUCCAGAUUUUGUAAUACCACCAGAAGAAGACUAUUCAGAUCAAAAUCCACCACCACCACCACCAUCAUCACUAACAUCUGAAAUGUACAGUACAAGCUAUCCAGCAAAUCCAACACGCCAUGAAUUGAAAAAACUUUAUUCACUUCUUAUGACUUAUUUUAAUCAACAAUGGUUAAUUGCAGCUGUAUUUGGUACUGCGACUAUCACUAAUAUUGGUUUUAUGACAUGUGUUUCAAGUGGCAGACGUGAAUCACCCAUGAUGUGGAUUUUUCCAUUAAUUGAUGCUGGUGCUGUUGGUAUUUCUCAAAGUUUAAUAUUCGCAGAACUUCCCAGAGAUGAGUUACUUCUUGUUUAUGGAUUUGGAAUAACAAGUGUUGUUUUUUUUUCAUUGACUUUGUUAGCCUUCUGGAUGAAAUUGGAUCUAACAAGAUUACAUACUGUUUUAUCUGAAUAA